AUGAUGAUGGACCUUUUUGAAACUGGCUCCUAUUUCUUCUACUUGGACGGGGAAAAUGUUACCUUGCAGCCCUUAGAAGUGGCAGAGGGCUCUCCUCUGUAUCCAGGGAGUGAUGGUACCCUGUCCCCCUGCCAGGACCAAAUGCCCCCGGAAGCCGGGAGCGACAGCAGCGGAGAGGAACAUGUCCUGGCGCCCCCAGGCCUGCAGCCUCCCCACUGCCCCGGCCAAUGCCUGAUCUGGGCUUGCAAGACCUGCAAGAGAAAAUCUGCCCCCACCGACCGGCGGAAGGCCGCCACCCUGCGCGAGAGGCGGCGGCUCAAGAAAAUCAACGAGGCCUUCGAGGCACUGAAGCGACGGACUGUGGCCAACCCCAACCAGAGGCUGCCCAAGGUGGAGAUUCUGCGGAGCGCCAUUAACUACAUCGAGCGGUUGCAGGACCUGCUGCACCGGCUGGAUCAGCAGGACAAAAUGCAGGAGUUAGGGGUGGACCCCUUCAGCUACAGACCCAAGCAAGAAAAUCUUGAGGGUGCGGAUUUCCUGCGCACCUGCAGCUCCCAGUGGCCAAGUGUUUCGGAUCAUUCCAGGGGGCUCGUGAUAACCGCCAAGGAAGGAGGGACAAGCAUUGAUUCCUCGGCCUCGAGUAGCCUUCGAUGCCUCUCUUCCAUCGUGGACAGCAUUUCCUCGGAGGAACACAAACUCCCCUGCGUGGAGGAGGUGGUGGAGAAGUAACGCAGUGCUCCGGUCGUUCUCCACGGAGCAGGAAGAUCCCACCCCACCCUGCUUCGACUAAUCCUUUAGGUCACGUUACGUUAAUAUUUAGGAAGACAGACCCAGGAGUUUAUGAUAGGGAAGGAGACAUAUUCACAAAGAAACUUUCUGGAAACUGCUGUGCACUCUCGGAUGAAAAACCCUUUCGGCUUUGGGCUUGUAUCUUGGGAACCGCGAGUGGCUUAGAUCUAGCGGUUUUACUUUUUGUUUGGUUGGUUUUGUAAUAUAUUUACUUUUAUUAUGGUGAUCCUUUUGUGCCAUGUUCAGAAGAAGUUCAUUCCUGUUUAAAGCAAAGUGGGAACGUUGCAUCUAAAUGUUAGUGGUAUUGAAUGUAUUUUUGUAAAUAACAUUAGUACUUUCAUUUUUUAUGUAAAUCUAAGAAAUAUAUUUUAAAUGUGGAGUGACAUAUUGUAUAUAAAAUGUGAGAGGAUCCUGGUAUUGUAAUAUUAAAAGAUAAGUUUCUAUAUGAACAAAAGUUGGU
Messenger RNA from Dama dama (fallow deer), 1249 nucleotides. RefSeq names its product myogenic factor 6 (gene MYF6). The transcript is spliced from 3 exons. Gene Ontology annotation, biological process: positive regulation of myoblast differentiation; muscle organ development; regulation of transcription by RNA polymerase II. Bases 1 to 729 code for a protein of 242 amino acids. NCBI's taxonomy places the organism in Eukaryota, Metazoa, Chordata, Mammalia, Artiodactyla, Cervidae. Gene Ontology annotation, molecular function: protein dimerization activity; RNA polymerase II cis-regulatory region sequence-specific DNA binding; DNA-binding transcription factor activity, RNA polymerase II-specific. The record is from RefSeq and is a predicted model, not a curated record.